This is a messenger RNA of Exophiala aquamarina CBS 119918, 1614 nucleotides long. RefSeq lists its product as uncharacterized. The transcript has a single exon. The coding region runs from base 1 to 1614 and encodes 537 amino acids. NCBI's taxonomy places the organism in Eukaryota, Fungi, Ascomycota, Eurotiomycetes, Chaetothyriales, Herpotrichiellaceae. The record is from RefSeq and is a predicted model, not a curated record.
AUGGCAUCGUCUCACGUAAAUACCAAGUGGUUGGUCUCAGUGGCACUAUGGAUGUCUCUGCCGCCAUGGACACUUGCACAAACGAUAGCACCUUCAAAUGGAACUCAGGACCUCUACCCAGCAGCAACCUCGCCCCGGUUCAUCCUCAAUGGCACUCAACUGGGUGAUAUACCAGUGAUUCGAUUGGCGCCACUGGGCCACUAUGCCGAAAUCUCGCACGGUGCUUUCGAGCAGAUCCGCGUGGAGGGACAGAUUGUCAACGUUGGCGCCAGUAAUGCCAACCAGGUUGCCGAGGUGAACCAGUUCUCAUACCUCUCUUGCGAUCCAGAGGCAUACACCGGCAAUCUGGGUCCGAGCGACGUUUUCCGGAUUGUGGUCAACUCCCCGAGGACCAAUAUCAUCAUCCUUUACAGUGUGACAAGUGAUCAUUGUGUAGCCACGGAUAUAGACAACCUGCCGACCAUUGGCGGAAUCUUAACCACAACUGACACCAUGCUAGCAAGCAGUUUGGCGGCUCUCAAUCUCAACCAAAACAGUCCAGGGUCGGCAACCAUUCUCCCAGACCUAAAUUCCUACACUAACACGUCGCGCAACGGGGGGUGGAAUGGAGGCGGUGCCCUCGGCCAGUCACCAACGACAGCAGUGGCUAUGAUCAUCCUGUACUCAAUCACCGGUAUCAUCACCGCUCUCUUCGUCGUCAUUAUUGUCACUGGAGCCAUUCGAGCCCACAGGCACCCCGAGCGUUAUGGCCCGAGAAACAUUCUCGGCCGAGGCCGCCAAAGUCGCGCCAAAGGCAUCGCCCGUGCGAUGUUGGAGACACUGCCAAUUGUCAAAUUCGGGGACCAUCAAGAUCUGCCUAAGAAGUCGGUAGACGGCCAGGAUAUAGAAAUGACUGCCGGGGAGCCCGCGAAAGCCGCCGACUCCAACGGUGACGUCCCGGCUACAGGCGCAGGUGCAGCGGGUGCCGAUCCAGCCGAGUCAAUAAAAGAAGGCUCAGAAUCCGCACCGCCGACUGUAACCCCGGCCAAUAAUCCCGAUGGCACAGAUGCUGAAGGCCACCUAGGCUGCUCGAUAUGCACCGAGGACUUCCAGAAAGGAGAGGAGCUACGUGUCUUGCCCUGCAACCACAAAUUCCACCCCGACUGCGUUGACCCCUGGCUUCUAAAUGUCAGCGGUACUUGUCCGUUGUGCCGAAUCGACCUGAGGCCAUCGACCGCCAACGGUGAAGAUCCGACUUCGAUGUCGCGAAGAGGCUCUUCAGCCGCCGGAGCCGAACAAGAAGGCCAAUUAUCGCCCCCGCCCCUAACAGAGGGCGUGGCUGUAGCUGUCGCCGGGCAGCCGAGUCACGGCGGCCGCAGAGAAACUGUAGCAAACUUUUCCCUCCGCCAUCUUGCUUCCGGGACUAGAGAAGAGCGCAUUGCGGCCCUCAGGCGCCUGAGGCAAGAACGACUGGGCUCUGCCUCCAACAAUGCUUCAGAAGCCGAGCGACACGGCCUCACGAGCAGGUUCCGAGAGAGAUUUAGGAUCAGGACCGAGAGGAGAGACGCAGGAGCUGGAGAUUCUCCUCCGCGGCGCAGGUCGGGAGCAAACGUCCCUUCCACGUUCUUUGGAUGA